Messenger RNA from Xenopus laevis (African clawed frog), 2299 nucleotides. It is a transcript of the gene rabggtb.L, whose product is annotated as Rab geranylgeranyltransferase subunit beta L homeolog. Gene Ontology annotation, cellular component: cytoplasm; Rab-protein geranylgeranyltransferase complex. NCBI's taxonomy places the organism in Eukaryota, Metazoa, Chordata, Amphibia, Anura, Pipidae. Gene Ontology annotation, molecular function: protein geranylgeranyltransferase activity; protein prenyltransferase activity; Rab geranylgeranyltransferase activity. The coding region runs from base 146 to 1141 and encodes 331 amino acids. The record is from RefSeq and is a predicted model, not a curated record. The transcript has 9 exons.
GUAAGUUUUUACACAGGCACUGCGUCGGCCCACUAAGUGCUCUGUACGCAGGCAUCAGUCUGGGCAGCAAAAUGAGGCCCUCUACCAAUCAGCGGGGCUGAAGUCUCGUGACGACAACACACAGGUGGUUCCGCCCUGCUCUGACAUGGGAACACCACAGAAGGAUGUUGUUAUCAAAUCAGAUGCCCCAAAAGCACUUCUUCUCGAGAAGCAUGCACAGUACAUUGAGUCGUAUGGAGCUAAAAAGGAUGAUUAUGAAUACUGUAUGUCGGAGUAUUUACGGAUGAGUGGCAUCUACUGGGGCCUGACUGUUAUGGACCUCAUGGGAGAGCUGCAGCGCAUGAACAAAGAAGAGAUACUAGCAUUUAUCAAAUCGUGCCAACAUGAUUGUGGUGGAUUUAGUGCUAGUAUUGGCCAUGAUCCCCAUCUGUUGUAUACCCUGAGUGCUGUGCAGAUCCUCACACUGUACGAUAGCCUCUCUGCAGUUGACAGCAAUAGAAUAGUCGAUUAUGUGCAAAGCCUACAAAAAGAGGAUGGAUCGUUUGCUGGAGACAAAUGGGGAGAAAUUGAUACACGAUUCUCUUUCUGUGCUGUUGCAACACUUGCUCUUUUGGGCAGGCUGGAUGCUGUAAAUAUAGAAAAAGCCAUAGAAUUUGUUUUAUCUUGUAUGAACUUUGACGGUGGUUUUGGUUGCAGGCCAGGCUCGGAAUCUCACGCAGGGCAGAUCUAUUGUUGCACAGGAUUCUUGGCCAUAACAGACCAGUUGCACCAAGUAAAUGCUGAUUUGCUCGGCUGGUGGCUUUGUGAGCGACAACUGCCAUCUGGUGGGCUCAAUGGGCGACCUGAAAAGCUACCAGAUGUAUGCUAUUCAUGGUGGGUGUUGGCUUCCUUAAAAAUUAUUGGAAGACUCAAUUGGAUUGAUAGAGAGAAACUUCGCUUAUUUGUUUUGGCUUGCCAAGAUGAAGAGACUGGAGGUUUUGCUGAUAGACCAGGAGACAUGGUGGAUCCAUUCCAUACACUGUUUGGUAUUGCUGGCUUAUCUCUGCUGGGAGAAGAAAGAAUCAAGCCUGUUAAUCCAGUGUUUUGUAUGCCGGAAGAAAUCCUUCAGAGGAUAAACAUUCAGCCGGAACUUGUGAGCUAGGAAAUUCUAGUUGGCCUGGAGAAAAUGAUUGGCCAUCGGAGCUGCUAACAUUAUUUUUUCUCCCCUUUAUUUAGGGUAAUGUCAUAGAAUGCAGAAGUGUGCACAUAUUUUGUCUCAGAAACUUUUCUCAGGAAAAAAAUGUAACACAGACAUGUGCCAUUGACUUAAAGGAGAAGGAAAGCUACCAAGGCAGUUUAUUGCCAAUAGAUUAGCCACAGCAGUACAAGCUAGAAUGCAAGUUUUAUUCUUUAGAAUGCUUUUCCAUACCUGAGUAAACAGCUCUAGAAGCUCUCUGUUUGUUUAGGAUAACAGCUGCCAUAUUAGCUUGUUGUGACAUCACUUCCUGCCCGAGUCUCUCCCUGCUCGCUCAUAACCCUGAGCUCAGAUUACAGCAGGAAGGGCGAGAGGAGCAAACUGAGCAUGCUCAAGCUCUAGCCCUGGAGGUUUAAGCUGAAGGCAGGAAGUCUGAUACAGAAGUUCAUGUGUACACAAUAUGGUGUUUAUUUUGACAGUGAUCAGCAUUACUGUGAGGGUUUACUAGUGUAUUUAUAUAGACCUUUCUGAUAAUGCUUAUUUAGUUUUAACCUUUCCUUCUCCUUUAAAGUAAUUGAUGGGAAAUGCUGGUAAGUGUGGCACACGAGAAAUCACUACUGAUUGUGUGUUCUGCAACAGCAGCCCAUGUGUCGUACUAAUGCAGCAAUUACCAUCCGUUAGAAAUGUGCAGAUCUUGAGAAAAGCAACAGAGACAAAAAGAGAAUGUCACAUGACAUUGCCUGGUGCAUUGUGGUCACUACUACAUGUUCUAGUGAUGAAAACCCUGCUGCUUACCACCAUUUCAUCUCAGCGGGAAGCAGGUUAUUCUUGACCUGUAAUUAACAUCAGGAAACAGAAGCCGGGACCUUGUGACAUUACCCCAAUAGAUUUUAGAGAGAUGAACUAUCUGUAAAUGUAUAGCUUAUUUAUUUCACCAAUAUGUUUUCAAAAAUUAGGUCACUCAUGUAAGAAAACGAACUUUCAAUAGAGCAGAAGAAAUAAAAAUACACGAGGAAAGAAUGGCUCAGGUUUAAAAUGUAAAGAAGCAAAAAACUGUUUAUGAUAUAAUGCUUAUCUGCAAAGAUGGCAGUUAGCAGAAUGCAUUAAAUAAAAUCUUUUACUUAA